This is a messenger RNA of Hypanus sabinus (Atlantic stingray), 2476 nucleotides long. RefSeq names its product proliferation-associated 2G4, a (gene pa2g4a). NCBI's taxonomy places the organism in Eukaryota, Metazoa, Chordata, Chondrichthyes, Myliobatiformes, Dasyatidae. The transcript has 13 exons. The record is from RefSeq and is a predicted model, not a curated record. Bases 58 to 1245 code for a protein of 395 amino acids.
GCUGGUGACGGGGAGGACGCGGCGCCCGCGGGGGAAUGUGGGUAACAGGAGGGAAAGAUGUCGGACGAUGAGAGCCAGGAGCAGACGAUCGCUGAGGACCUGGUGGUCACCAAGUACAAGAUGGGCGGUGACAUCGCGAAUCGUGUUUUGAAGAUGGUGGUGGAUGCAGCAAGGGUGGGUGUGUCUGUUGUAAGCCUGUGUGAGAAAGGAGAUGAAAUGAUCAUGGAGGAAACGGGGAAAAUCUUCAAAAAGGAGAAAGAAAUGAAAAAGGGAAUUGCCUUUCCCACGUGUAUAUCAGUGAACAACUGUGUCUGCCACUACUCUCCUCUUAAGAGUGACCCUGACUACGUCCUGAAAGAGGAAGACCUUGUUAAAAUUGAUUUGGGUGUCCAUGUGGAUGGAUUUAUUGCUAAUGUGGCCCACAGUUUUAUUGUUGGUGUCAGUAAGGAUAGGCCUGUAUCUGGUCGUAAAGCUGAUGUCAUUAAGGCUGCACACUACUGUGCAGAAGCGGCUCUGCGGCUAGUGAAGCCUGGCAAUCAGAACACUCAAGUGACAGAAGCCUGGAACAAGAUUGCUCAGUCCUUUAAUUGCACUCCAAUAGAAGGCAUGCUGUCACACCAGCUCAAACAACACAUUAUUGAUGGGGAGAAAACAAUCAUACAGAACCCCACAGAUCAGCAAAAGAAAGAUCAUGAAAAGACAGCAUUUGAAGUACAUGAAGUUUACGCUGUUGACGUAUUAAUCAGCACUGGAGAAGGCAAGGCAAAGGAUGCUGGUCAGAGAACAACGGUGUAUAAGAGGGACCCAACACAACAAUAUGGUUUGAAAAUGAAGACUUCUCGUGCCUUUUUUAGUGAGGUUGAAAGGAGGUUUGAUGCUAUGCCCUUCACUCUGAGGGCAUUUGAGGACGAGAAAAAAGCCAAGAUGGGAGUUAUGGAGUGCGCAAAGCAUGAACUUCUACAGCCAUUCAGUGUACUAUAUGAGAAGGAAGGAGAGUUUGUGGCUCAGUUUAAGUUCACAGUUCUGCUCAUGCCAAAUGGUCCAAUGAGAAUUACCAGUGGAACAUUUGAAACUGAACUUUACAAAUCUGAAUUGGACAUUAAGGAUCCUGACCUAAAGGCCUUACUUCAAAGUUCUGUUAGCCGAAGGAAUCAGAAGAGGAGGAAGAAGAAGAAGGUGGCUUCCCAGUGUGGACUCUCUGCCACCACUGGCAACACCAAUGAGGAAAAUGAGACUGGAGACUGACCUCCGGUAACCAUAGCCCCAGAACUGACCUGACCUUCCUUUGACAUACUGUCUGUACCUGAUGGCGAGAUCCAUCUCCCAGUGCUGUUGGUGUACAGCUUGUGGGACCCUUUUCACCAGCUCCUAUAUUCUUACAUUGAGGGAGGACCACAGGACUCGCAUUUAUGACUGCAGACUACUUCCAAAACAAAAUAAAAAAAACAAAAAAAAACUUUGUGCUAUUUGUAUGGUUUUAUAUUUUCUAUCCAAGUGAGAGCAUAUGGCAGAGGGUAAUUGGUAUUGGAUACUGAAAGGUAGCUGUUUAACUCUUAACGCCAACCCUCUUUGCAAUAGUUUCCCUUUGAUGUUUGUGUAGUCAUCCAACUUGUUGGCUAUUACUGCUUAUUGAGACAGCAUAAUAGACAUCAAAUGCUGUUGGGUCAGAACUUGGGGUGGGUGGAAUACAGCUGGGGGGUGUGGAGUUUCUUGGGUUAAAACAUUUUAAAACUGUAUAGCUUAUUAGAAGUCAGUUUCCACCUUUUUUUUGUAUCCAGUUUUAUGAAAUAUUGCCAAUUUCCCAGUUUACUUAUUGUGGUUCUAAAUAAAUGCUGCAUGUGUUUAUGGUCUUUUCUCCAGUAGAGUUUUCUGUAGACUCGAAACAGCUCAGGAUAAACUGAAAACAUGCAUUUCAAAGCUAUUAUUAAUUAUCCCGUGUAAUUCAGAAGGAUUCGGCAAUUUCCGGGAAACUGGAACUUUUAAGAAAAUUAGCACUGCAUUUAAUUGUGACCCUCUGUGAAUGAUGGGCCAAAUAACUAUUGCAACAGGCCAGUUUGGAGACCAUGUACAUUGUUUCUGUACUGUGAAAUGGCUGCCUCUUUCUCUAUUUCAUAUUUUUGAGGAAGAGGGAAUUUACAUUUUACAGACCUGAUUUGCAGGAUUGGAAGUGUACUUGUGAGCACAGGCUGGAUUGAUGCAGAUUUGUAUUAUAUAAUAAAUUGUGUGGUUCUGUCUGAUUUUAGUGUCUUUAACGAUUGGCUGGUAUUCUAUUCCCGGUUGCAAAUGCUGCCCCAACCUUUUUAAUUUAAGAAAACAAAAAUAGCGUGCAGCAUAUAUACCAAACUGGAAUAAGAACUCUUGUUGUGUUAGCCCUUGCCAUCAAUGACUUCUCUGUGUUUAUGUGAGAUAGGAGCUCAGUGUAAUACCAUGAUUUGUUUUGGGUCACUGUGGGGAUUAAAUAAAUAAGUGAAUAUUA